GGUCAAUGUCGUAAAAUAUUGCGAACAGUUCUCGAUAUUUACAUGCCGCAUUUCCGGGUGAUGCAAACAUAUGUCAAAACAUAAAUCUAAGUCACUUUGCUGAGAUUUCAACGGUAUUUAGAUAUCAGAUGGCGGAAAACGGAGUUAUGACCGCGGAGGAAAAAUGUUCCUUAAUAACAAGAAACUUGCAGGAGACGCUAGGUGAGGACAAGAUUAAAGCAGUGUUGAAGGAGCGUGAUCUGAAGGUGUACUGGGGAACGGCCACUACAGGCAAGCCACAUGUCGGCUACUUUGUCCCCAUGUGCAAGAUCUCGGACUUUCUUCGGGCAGGUUGUGAGGUGACCAUUCUGUUUGCGGACCUGCAUGCCUACCUGGAUAACAUGAAGGCUCCCUGGUCCCUGCUCGCCAAGCGCACAGAGUACUACGAACACAUUAUCAAAGCCAUGCUCAAGUCCAUAGAUGUUCCGCUUGAAAAACUCAAGUUUGUCAAAGGCACAGACUACCAGCUUAGCAAAGAGUACACGCUGGACGUGUACCGACUGACGUCCUUGGUGACGGAGCAUGACGCCCGGAAGGCAGGGGCAGAGGUUGUGAAGCAGGUGUCCAGUCCCCUACUCAGUGGGCUGCUUUACCCAGGAUUGCAGGCCUUGGAUGAGGAAUACCUUAAGGUUGAUGCCCAGUUUGGUGGCGUGGAUCAGCGUAAGAUCUUCACAUUUGCUAAGAAGUAUUUGCCUCACCUUGGGUACAAAGAGCGUUCCCAUCUGAUGAACCCGAUGGUCCCUGGGCUCACGGGCGGCAAGAUGAGCUCCUCAGAGGAGGACUCCAAGAUUGACCUGCUUGACUCAGCCGCCCAGCUUAAGAAGAAAUUGAAGAAGGCAUUCUGUGAACCAGGAAACACGGCGGAGAAUGGCGUCCUGGGGUUCUGCAAAUCUGUGCUCUUUCCACUCUCCAGUACUGGAGAGUUUGUUGUGGAGCGUCCUGAGGAAUAUGGAGGUCGCACUGUGUACAAGUCUUAUGAGGAGCUUGAGCAGGCAUUUGCUAGUCAGACGUUGCACCCAGGGGACCUGAAGGGGGCUGUAGAGGGGUACCUGAACAACCUGCUCCAGCCGAUCAGAAAGGAGUUUGAAUCCCCAGCUCUAAAAAAACUCACAUCAGAGGCUUACCCCGUUGAGAAGAAAAAGGGAGGAGGAGGUGGAGGGGCCAAGGGAGGUAAUCAACCAGAACCAGAGUUGUCCCCUGCCAGACUGGAUCUCCGUGUGGGCAAAAUUGUCUCUGUUGGACAGCACCCAGAUGCAGAGUCACUGUUUGUGGAGUCUGUCGACAUUGGUGAGCCCGAGCCCCGCACGGUGGUCAGCGGACUGGUUGGUCUAUACCCUGAGGAGAAACUAAAUGGUAGACUAGGCAUCUUCCUGUGUAACCUGAAACCAGUCAAGAUGAGGGGCGUCCUCUCCACCGCCAUGCUUAUGUGUGCCUCCAGAGCGGAUCCACGGACAGUGGAGCCCCUGAAUGUGCCCGAGGGCAAUUUACCAGGAGACCGGGUCUUCUUCGAGGGUCACAGUGAAGGCAAGCCUGAUGAACAACUCAAUCCGAAGAAAAAAGUCUGGGAAAAACUAGCCGUUGACAUGCAGACUAACAGCAAGUGUGUGGCGGAAUGGCAGGGCAGCAAUAUGGUGACAAAACUGGGCACCGUCACAUGUGACUCGUUAAAGUCUGUACCGAUAUGUUGACCCCCGCCAGGGGCCGGAUAGUCACCGUGCUAAUUGUUAUUUAUUGGUGAUAUGGGAAGUGUUCAAUCAAGUUGAUGUACUGUGAUGAAAACACAGUAUUAUUAUUGUGCUUUUUUAUGAUAGAUCUGUGGAAAUUAUUUACAAUCAGUCGCACUUUGCAAGCUCCAAGGAUGUGCCCGAUGUGGUUGAAAAAGUUUACAUUAUUUUGUGAUCCCAAUAGCUAUUCAAUAUUCUUAGCUGUUAUUUCAACUUUCAUUUCGGUGUGUAUGCAGUUGUGGAUGCAAUAAACUUGAAAAUAAAGUCUAAGAAAGAUG
Messenger RNA from Mya arenaria, 2041 nucleotides. RefSeq names its product tyrosine--tRNA ligase, cytoplasmic-like. Lineage: Eukaryota; Metazoa; Mollusca; Bivalvia; Myida; Myidae. The record is from RefSeq and is a predicted model, not a curated record. The transcript is spliced from 13 exons. Gene Ontology annotation, molecular function: tRNA binding; tyrosine-tRNA ligase activity; ATP binding. Bases 129 to 1727 code for a protein of 532 amino acids. Gene Ontology annotation, biological process: tyrosyl-tRNA aminoacylation.